Molecule: messenger RNA, 1068 nt
Organism: Colletotrichum phormii
Lineage: Eukaryota; Fungi; Ascomycota; Sordariomycetes; Glomerellales; Glomerellaceae
Product: Alpha/Beta hydrolase protein
Exons: 2
Coding region: 1-1068 (355 amino acids)
Biological process (GO): biosynthetic process
Molecular function (GO): acyltransferase activity, transferring groups other than amino-acyl groups
Source: RefSeq, a predicted model, not a curated record
AUGUCUGAUAUCAAGAAGUACCAGCUUGGAGACUUCACUCUUCAAAACGGUGGCACAUUACCUGGAGCGUGGAUUGCUUAUAAGACAUUCGGCGACUCUUCCCUUCCAGCGGUUGUCUAUCCCACUUGGUACUCAGGUGCUAUCGCAGAUAAUGGAUGGCUCGUUGGGGACGACAAAACCUUGAACCCAUCAAACUAUUUCAUCAUCAUUCCAGCCCUCUUCGGCAACGGACAGUCCAUCAGCCCAUCCAACUCAGAUAUCAAUCCAUUUCCCGACGUGUCCUUUUUCGAUAAUGUGAAGGCUCAAUACGAAUUGGUCACCAAGGAACUUGAGAUCACCCAUCUUAGAGCCGUCCUAGGAUGGUCCAUGGGCGCAGCUCAAUCUUUCCAAUGGGCGACGCAAUAUCCCGACUUCUUGGACAUUGCAGUGCCAUUUUGUGGCGCCGCGAAGUGCGCCCUGCACAAUCAAGUUUUCCUGGAAGGCAUCAAAUCGGCGCUUCUCGCAGCGAAGAAGACAAGCUCAGCCGGCAGCACGCUGGGACGCAUUGCAUCGGCCGAAGACAAGUCUGUCCGGAUCUGGUCAGACGAGGAGAAGCAAGUUGGUCUGAAGGCUUUCGGCCGUGGAUAUGCGGGAUGGGGAUUUUCACAAGCAUUUUACCGACAUGAGCUACACAAGAAGUUUUACGGAGCCAAGGAUCUCGAAGACUUCAUGCAGACAUUUUGGGAGAAGUGGGCUCUUAGCAAGGACCCGGAGAAUUUGCUUGUCAUGAUUCACACGUGGCAGAGUGCCGAUGUGAGCAACCAAGAGCCAUACAAUGGCGACUUCAAGAAGGCCAUGGCGAGCAUCAAGGCCAAGACAUUGGUGCUGCCCUCCAAGACUGACCUCUACUUCCCGCCCGAGGACUCCGAGUACGAGGUCGAGUGUAUGAGCGAAGGUGUUGGCGAAUUGGCUGUCUACCCCUCCAUUUGGGGCCAUUGGGCUGGAGGUCCCCCAGGGAACUUUGAAGAUGCCAAAUGGCUAGACGACAAGUUGAAGAGCAUCUUCGCUACAGCACCAAAGAGGGGGUGA